GAUAUCUGUAAUUACCACUAACCUCAAAAUUUCAAGUCGUACAUUGUUCAUACUCACUACAUAUACUCAUACAAUAUUUUUUAGGUUCAUUAUUUUAAAAUACGGUUAUAAUAUAUAGAAAUCACAUAAAAUAAAUAAAUAUCAUGGCAGACAACAAUGAAGAAGAUGAAACACUUAAAUUAGACCAAAAGCACAAGAAAGAAAAAAAGGAGCUACAAGCUCAAAUUCAGGCUCUGAAAAAGGCUGCUAAAAAUGAUAAAACAAAAAAAAAAGAACUUAACGCAGAAAUUACCAAACUAGAAUCGGAUUUAGAAGAGCGCCAUAAAAAAGAAAUUGAAACAAAUGCAAAUUGUUUAAACCCAGAAAUAGGACCAGAUGAACAAGUCAUAGAAAGUGAUAAUGUUAAACCAAAAAUUUCAAAAGCCCAAAAGCGUAGGGAUAAAAAAUUGCAACAAGAAAGAGACCGUGAAAAAGAAAUUAAAAUGCAGGAAAUAGAAAAUAUCAAUGGACCUAGAAACAUGGAAAAUCAAGCAAUAUGCAAACGAUUAGAAGAAAGAAAUUUGAAAAUUUGCCCAAUACCUUCGGAUGGUGAUUGCUUGUACAAAGCUGUUGUCCAUCAAUAUGAAAUCAACUAUAAUAAGACGUUAGGUGUAGAUGAUUUAAGAAAUCGCGUGUCAAGCUAUAUUUUAGAACACAAGGAAGAUUUCAUGCCAUUCCUCAGUAAUACUGACACUAAUGAAAUGUUAACUGAUAGGGAAUUUGAAGAAUAUUGUGAUAAAAUAAAAAAUACAAAGGUGUGGGGUGGACAGUUAGAGAUAAGGGCCAUAUCCAACUGCUUAAAAUGUCCACUUAUUGUGAUACAGGCUUCAGGACCUGAAGCGAUAGAGCAAGGCACCGAGUUUCCAGGUCCACCACUAACCAUUUCAUAUCACAGACAUAUGUACAGUCUAGGCGAACAUUACAAUUCAACUCAAUUAGUCAAAAAAGAUGAUACUAAGUCAGAGGCAUAAGUUUUAUAUAGUUUUAGCAACUAAGCAAUAUUACAAACUUCUGAUUAUCUGAUAAAUGGAUAUGCAUGGGUCUUGGAUCGUAGGUUGGAAAUGAAUACCAUAUUUUUUUAAAUAUUUUAUUUACAUUUGCAAUACAUAUAUGAUAUGAUAAUUAUGAUGUUUCAUGUAAAUACUUAAAUUUCUUUUAUAUAGAAGUAUAAAAGAAAUUUAAGUAUAACAAAAAAAUAAUCUGCUUACAUUACUUGUCUUACAUUUUGUCACAAAGUAUUUUGUUCUUUCUUCUGUAAAACAAAUAGGAGAUUUCUGAACAUAAACUACACACUGAUGCUUACCAGUUUAAUGUGGGUAGUAAUUUAUACUUAUGCUCUAAA
Messenger RNA from Nymphalis io (European peacock), 1381 nucleotides. RefSeq names its product deubiquitinase OTUD6B. Gene Ontology annotation, molecular function: cysteine-type deubiquitinase activity. The transcript has a single exon. Gene Ontology annotation, biological process: protein deubiquitination. Lineage: Eukaryota; Metazoa; Arthropoda; Insecta; Lepidoptera; Nymphalidae. The record is from RefSeq and is a predicted model, not a curated record. Bases 144 to 1010 code for a protein of 288 amino acids.